AUAUCAGAAUCCCCGCCCCCUCAGGUUGAACGCCACGCCUACUCGCUGAAACCGCGCCCCCACAGGCAAAGUCUCCUCUCCCAUUGGCUCCCACGCGUCAAGCCCCGCCCUCCCCUUCCCGGCAGCCUCCGCGGUCCAAGAUGGCGGCGCCGGAGACGCAGCGGGGCCGGGCCGGGUUGUCCCGGUGAUUCCCGGGGGAUCCCGGAGGGUCCCGGGACUUCCCGGGCACUUCCCGGUGCCGCGAUGGGCCCCGCGGUGCUGCUGGCGGUGCUGAGCGCGGUGCUGGGCGCGCUGCGCCCGGCAGCGACGGCGGCGGCGGCGGCCAUCGAGGAGCGGCCCGCGAGCCCCGCGGUGGCCACGCCGUGCUGGCGGGAGGAGCAGUUCGUGGUGGCCCAGGAAUGUGCCCGGUGCUCCGAAUUCCAGAUGGUGAGCGGGGCUGGGACCCCCCAACCGGGGGGCUGGGACCCCCCAACCGGGAGACUGGGACCCCCAACACCGGGGGGGGCUGCAAUUCCCACAGGAUCCAGAAUUCCCACAGGAUCCAGCCCGGAAUUCCCCUCAGAUCCAUCCCGGGACUCCCACAGGAUCACAGCUGAAAUUCCCACGGGAUCCAUCCCAGAAUUCCCCUGGGAUCAGGACUGGAAUUCCAGUGGGAUCCAGGCCAGAAUUCCCCACGGGAUCAGGGCCCGAAUUCCAAUGAGAUCCGUCCCGGAAUUCCCAUGGGAUCCAGCCUGGAAUUCCCAUGGCAUCAGGGCCCAAAUUCCAGUGAGAUCCAGGCCAGAAUUCCCAUGGGAUCAGGGCCGGAAUUCCAGUGGAAUCCAUUCCAGAAGUCCCCCGGGAUCCAUCUCAGAAUUCCCCGGGGAUCAGGGCCAGGAUUCCGGCGGGAUCCAUCCCGGAAUUCCCCGUGGGCUCGGGGCCGGAAUUCCGGCGGGAUCCAUGGCGGAAUUCCCGCUCUCUGCCCGCAGCUGCCGCUCGGCCGCGCUGGAGUCGCGGCGGUUCUGGCGCUUCGUGGGCUCGGCUCUGGCCGUGGCGGCGGCGGCGGCGGCGCUCGUGGUGCUCCGGCAGCGGGAGCUCGACCGCCGGGCCCGGGAGAAGGUCCGCAAGCAGAUCGAGUCCAUCUAGGCCCGGAGGGGCCGGGAAUCCCGCCGGGAAUCCUCUGGGAUCUGCGCCGGGAGCGGCCCCGGGGAGCAGCGUCGCGGGGGCCUCCCCCAGGGAUCCGGGAAGAGGGGUCCCCGGGAGCGGGAUUGGGAAUAAAUCCUGGUCCUUGUGCCCGGA
Lepidothrix coronata (blue-crowned manakin) is the source of this 1275-nucleotide messenger RNA. It is a transcript of the gene JTB, whose product is annotated as jumping translocation breakpoint. The transcript has 5 exons. The record is from RefSeq and is a predicted model, not a curated record. Gene Ontology annotation, cellular component: spindle; cytoplasm; midbody. Gene Ontology annotation, biological process: mitotic cytokinesis. The coding region runs from base 244 to 1122 and encodes 292 amino acids. NCBI's taxonomy places the organism in Eukaryota, Metazoa, Chordata, Aves, Passeriformes, Pipridae.